Messenger RNA from Protopolystoma xenopodis, 873 nucleotides. The record is from the annotation of a GenBank genome assembly. Lineage: Eukaryota; Metazoa; Platyhelminthes; Monogenea; Polystomatidea; Polystomatidae.
CCUGACUCAGUCUCGUCCUCGGAUCGACCUGAUUCCUUUCCCGAAGCUUUGCCUUUAUCUUGCUCAAAGGGCAUCUUUACGACUGAAAAUGGAGACGAUUUCGGUACUUGGUUUCCUGUCACUUCCUCUCAUUGGGACACUAUAGUAUGCUCCUCUUCUUCGGAUCUUUCCACUUCAUUUUUGCCCAGAAGUAAAACGAGGUGGCGGCCGCAUCGGCUGCAUAGUCUUACGACUAGCGGUUGUGUUAAUCAAUUGGCCUUUGCGCACGGCGAUCCUACAGCCUGCAGACUGCCACAUCGGGCAGACAAACGCCGUUGCUUGGAGCGUGAUGCAGAGGGCGUUACAUUGCUUAUAGUAGGCUUGGCCUCAGGAUUGAUCGAAGUCUACAACAUAACCUGUCUCAGACAAAAAAAGUACAUACUUGAUAUGCGGUUGCCACCCGUACCCAAUCGGCCCCCGCCUGGCUUGGAUGGCGACGAACUACCUGCACAAGAAGUUCCCUUUGUAGCCUCUAAGCUGGUCCUUUUGGAUGAUCAUGAGGCUAUCCUUCGUCUAGCUGUGGCACCUGAUGGCAGCCUCCGUGUGGCUUCGGUCAGUAAUGGCGGCACAGUGCGUCUUUGGGACAUUUGGGAUGAUGGCAACAUGUACGCUAACCUAGGCCGUCAAUUUGCAGUUCUCUCUAGAACAAAAUCCGUUUCCCUUCCUGCUGUCUCAGCUUCGCCUUUAAUGACAGUGGCUAGUCUAGGCGAGGGUGCAUUGACGGAUUAUUGUUGUUGUGUGGCCUGGCACCCAGGCGGUGAGCAUUUGUUCAUCGGGGGGGAGAAGGGAUAUGGUCUGGUACUUGAGCAAUCUAAUCUGAAUUAUGUAACCUAA